CACUUGUUUCCCAGGGAAAGUAUAACAGGGCUGUGUCAUUGGCGCGCGGGCCAAAUUGAACGUCACAACAACGCUUUUUGCUCUAAGCUACUCCCUAAAGACAAUAUUAGAUUUUUGUCAGUGAAAAUAAAAUUGAUCAUGAAGUUCCGAGCAAAAAUGAUUGAUGUUGGUUGCCUUAACCAUUUCACACGUGUGGUGAAUACCAUCUCUAAACUAACGAAGACAUGCAUCCUGCGACUUACUCCAAACAACCUAUAUUUUGUACUGUCUGGUAAGGUAGCCAGCGGAGGAGUCGGCAUGUGGUGUGAAUUAUCUCAGGCCAACUUCUUUGAUGAGUAUCAGCUGGAAGGUGUGGCGCCUGACGCUAAUGAGAUCUGCCUAGAGGUGACCCCCGAAAACCUUUCCAGGGCUCUGAGAACCUCUCAGAAUGCCAAGUGUGUGAAGAUCAAACUGACCAAGAAGCACUGUCCUUGUCUCACUCUCGUUGCAGAACUGCCAACACUUUCCAGCGUCAGUCGUGUUGUCACCCAUGACAUCCCGGUGGACGUGAUACCCAGAAGGCUUUGGCACGACUUCAAAGAGCCCAGAAUGCCAGACUUUGACGUGAGCAUAUAUUUGCCUCCACUGAAAACUAUGAAAAAUGUUGUGGAUCGAAUGAAGAAUCUCUCGAACUUUCUGGUGAUGGAGGCCAACCUGAAUGGAGAGAUGAACCUGAAGAUUGAAACUGACCUGGUGUCUGUCACCACCCACUUCAAAGACCUGGGUAAUCCUCCCUGGGGUGACGAUGGUUCUCAGGGGCGCAGUCAGAGCAGGGACCCUGAGGUCAUGGCCCACACCCGCGUGGACAUCCGCAAGCUGCAACAGUUCCUCAUGGGCCAGCAGGUCAACCCCAGCAAGGCAAUGUGCAGACCAGGGUCGGUGAAGAUUGGACUAUGCCAUCUGAUGACAGACAGAGAGCCUUGACUGUACCAAUAUUGUCCACAAGAGGAUCAUUCAUUUGAUUCUGCUACAUGAAGACGUGUCUCUGCAAUACUUCAUCCCAGCGGUGGCCUAGCAAGACAAACGUUGUCUAACACAAAAGUCAGCUGAGAAGGUUUGUUUUCUUCAGGAUCAAAUUGGCCAUCCCUCCUACUGAAGGGCUAGUGUGUAGGUAUGCUUUUGAUUCAACCCAAUCGUAACACACCUCGUUCAGCUAAUCUAGGUGCUAAUGAGCAGUAGAAUCAGGUGUGCUAGCUAAGGGUUGGAGAGAAAGCUUGCAGGAGGGUAGCUCUCCAGGAGGAGGGAUGGGUGAUCCUAGACUACACAUUCCAUUCAUUUGAGAAGCUUGUAAAUCAACACUGCCGUCAUGUACUUCCAAAAGUGUAACUUAUUCUCAGUGGAAUUUCAUCUUUAAAAUGUAAAAGGUGUACACUUAGACCUCGAACAAAGUUUGUAUAUUAUAGUUUAGUAUUUUAUUUAAUACGCUUACAAAUCUCAAGGCCUUAAAUGUAUUGUCUUUGUAUGUUGCUACUGUAUUGCUGUACAUAGUUUAAUAAUUCCACUCAAGAUGUAGCUACACGCUCAGCCUUCAUGCAUUGUAUGUACUGUUAAUAAAACAUGUUUUAUUUUAUUGUUA
Molecule: messenger RNA, 1615 nt
Organism: Oncorhynchus kisutch (coho salmon)
Lineage: Eukaryota; Metazoa; Chordata; Actinopteri; Salmoniformes; Salmonidae
Gene: hus1
Product: HUS1 checkpoint clamp component
Exons: 9
Coding region: 139-963 (274 amino acids)
Biological process (GO): meiotic DNA integrity checkpoint signaling; mitotic DNA replication checkpoint signaling; telomere maintenance
Cellular component (GO): site of double-strand break; nucleolus; checkpoint clamp complex
Source: RefSeq, a predicted model, not a curated record